Messenger RNA from Orycteropus afer afer, 1981 nucleotides. It is a transcript of the gene RRN3, whose product is annotated as RRN3 homolog, RNA polymerase I transcription factor. Gene Ontology annotation, molecular function: RNA polymerase I core binding; RNA polymerase I general transcription initiation factor activity. Gene Ontology annotation, cellular component: nucleus. Gene Ontology annotation, biological process: transcription initiation at RNA polymerase I promoter. NCBI's taxonomy places the organism in Eukaryota, Metazoa, Chordata, Mammalia, Tubulidentata, Orycteropodidae. The record is from RefSeq and is a predicted model, not a curated record.
CCCAAUGGCGGCCCCGCUGCUUCACACACAGUUUCCUGGGACUGUGUCCCCUUCGGCCUCUGCGGUAAAGGCGCUGGGGACCGCGAGGACUGGGAUUUCAGAUGUGCUUGCAUUAGAGAAUGAAUUCUUCAGUUCUCCCCCAAGAAAAACUGUUAGAUUUGGUGGAACCGUGACAGAAGUCCUGCUGAAGUACAAAAAGGGUGAAACAAAUGACUUUGAGUUGUUGAAGAACCAGUUGUCAGAUCCAGACAUAAAGGAUGACCAGAUCAUUAAUUGGCUACUAGAAUUCCGCUCUUCCAUCAUGUACUUGACAAAAGACUUUGAGCAACUUAUCAGUAUUUUGUUGAGAUUGCAGUGGUUGAAUAGAAGUCAGAAAGUGGUGGAAGAGUACUUGGCUUUCCUUGGUAAUCUUGUAUCAGCACAGACUGUCUUUCUUCGACCAUGUCUCAGCAUGAUUGCUUCUCAUUUUGUACCUCCCCGGGUGAUCAUUAAGGAGGGUGAUGUGGAUGUUUCAGAUUCUGAUGAUGAAGAUGAUAACCUUCCUGCAAAUUUUGACACGUGUCACAGAGCCUUGCAAAUAAUAGCAAGAUAUGUCCCAUCGACACCAUGGUUUCUUAUGCCAAUACUGGUAGAAAAAUUUCCAUUUGUUCGAAAAUCAGAGAGAACAUUGGAAUGUUACGUUCAUAACUUACUAAAGAUUAGCGUGUAUUUUCCAACCUUGAGGCGUGAAAUUUUGGAGCUUGUUAUGGAAAAGCUUCUCAAGCUGGAUGUGAAUGCAUCACGGCAAGAUAUUGAAGAUGCUGAAGAGACAGCAGCUCAAACUAGUGGUGGGACAGAUGCCACGGAAGGAUUGUUUAAUAUGGAUGAAGAUGAAGACCCUAAAGGUGAAAUAAAGGCUGAUCCUGCACAGCUUGAUCACAUGGUACAUCCCGUAGCUGAACGCCUGGACAUCCUGCUGUCUUUACUCUUGUCCUACGUUAAGGAUGUCUGCUACAUAGAUGGUAAGACUGAUAACAACAAAACCAAGGAUUUAUAUCGAGAUGUGAUAACCAUCUUUGACAAACUCCUGUUGCCUACUCAUGCCUCCUGCCAUGUACAGUUUAUUAUUUUUUACCUCUGUAGCUUCAGAUUGGGAUUUGCAGAAGCAUUUUUGGAACAUCUUUGGAAAAAAUUGCAGGAUCCAAAUAAUCCUGCCAUCAUCAGGCAGGCUGCUGGAAAUUACAUUGGAAGCUUCUUGGCAAGAGCUAAAUUUAUUCCUCUUAUUACUGUAAAAUCAUGUCUAGAUCUUUUGGUUAACUGGCUGCACAUAUACCUUAAUAACCAGGAUUCGGGAACGAAGGCUUUUUGUGAUGUUGCCCUCCACGGACCGUUUUAUUCAGCCUGUCAAGCUGUGUUCUACACUUUUGUUUUUAGACACAAGCAGCUUUUAAGUGGAAAUCUGAAGGAAGGUUUACAGUACCUUCAAAGUCUAAAUUUUGAACGCAUAGUCAUGAGUCAGCUAAAUCCUCUGAAGAUUUGCCUGCCCUCGGUAGUUAACUUUUUUGCUGCUAUCACAAGUAAAUACCAGCUAGUCUUCUGCUAUACCAUCAUCGAGAGGAACAAUCGUCAGAUGCUACCAGUCAUUAGAAAUACGGCUGGAGGGGACUCAGUGCAAACCUGCACAAACCCACUUGACACUUUCUUCCCCUUUGACCCUUGUGUUCUUAAGAGGUCAAAGAAAUUUAUUGAUCCUGUAUAUCAGAUAUGGGAAGACAUGAGUGCUGAAGAGCUUCAGGAGUUUAAAAAACCCAUUAAAAAGGAAAUUGUAGAAGAUGAAGAUGAUGAUUUUUUGAAAGGUGAAGUACCACAGAAUGAUCCUGUGAUUGGGGUAACACCAAGCUCCUUUGACUCACAUUUCCAAAGUCCUUCAAGUAGUGUGGGCUCCCCACCAGUGUUAUAUAUACCAGACCAGUCCCCUCUGAUCUCAAGGAUUUGCGAUUGA